Messenger RNA from Acanthochromis polyacanthus (spiny chromis), 2691 nucleotides. RefSeq names its product CASP8 and FADD-like apoptosis regulator a (gene cflara). Lineage: Eukaryota; Metazoa; Chordata; Actinopteri; Pomacentridae. The coding region runs from base 281 to 1675 and encodes 464 amino acids. Gene Ontology annotation, biological process: negative regulation of extrinsic apoptotic signaling pathway via death domain receptors; proteolysis. Gene Ontology annotation, molecular function: cysteine-type endopeptidase activity; protein binding. The record is from RefSeq and is a predicted model, not a curated record. The transcript has 10 exons.
AAAAUUUGCUUUCACUUUCUCUUUACCGAUAACCCCUUUGAUCAAGGAAGGAAAAUUAGGGUACUUUCCUUUUACUGACUUCACAACUGCAUUUCCGAAAACGGGGUACAACCACCGAUUAAAAGCUGCGUUUUUAAGUUAGCUCUGCCCAAAUUAGGUACUCCCCCAGCAAGAUUGUUUAAGUCUGCGUCAUUUUCCUCCGUGGUUUCCUCAAUUCCGGCUCUUACAUGUUUUCACGGCUGUAAGGUAUAUGUGUUGAGAUCGUUCUUUAGUUCUCAGUAUGAUAGUCUCCAGCACUGUGCAGGCCGUGGAAUUUCCUGAUCACCUUCAACAGAUCAAUGAAAUACUGGAUUCCCUGAGCAGCUGUGAACGCAGGAGACUCUGCUACCUGUGCGAGAGGCUGGACGCAGACUGCAGUGUGGCUUCUGUGAAGGAGAUGUUGAAAUCUAAAAUGAUGUGCCAGGAAAACGCCCAUCUUUUUCUGGAAGAGCUCAUGUGGAGAUUGGGACGUUUUGAUAUCCUGAAGAGAGUGCUUAAAGUGAGCAGAGAAGAAGUAGAAAGGAGUCUGACAUACAGACAGCUUCUCCCAAGAUUCAGAGUGCUGAUGGUGAAUAUAAGUGAGGAUCUGGUCAUUGCUGAUGUGGAGGAUUUUAAAUUCUUGUUGAGCCACACAUUGUCCCGUGAGAGGAUUGAGAAUGCAAAGAAUUUCCUGGAUGUGAUAGUUGAACUCGAAAAGCUCGAUUUAGUUUCACCCGAAAGAGUCGACAUCGUGAAGGAUAAUUUGACUCAAAUUGGCAGGAUAGAUCUCGCCAAAAAAGUGGCCACUUACAAGAUGUCAGCUGGGCUACCUGAACCGAUUUCUCCUCAGCAAAACUAUAGAGCGUCUCCAGAAAGACAAAGACCGUAUUUCCGCACCGCACCCAGAGUAAACACACCUGUGUACAGAGAGCGGAGAUGUGAGGCUCAACUCGAUUGCUACAAAUUUAACACUAAUCCCAGAGGAGUUUGUGUGAUUAUUGACUGCGUGGGCAACGAUGGAGAGAUGUUGGAACAGACAUUUAAGGCUCUUCACUUCAGCGUGAUUCUCUUCAAGUGGCUGAGUGCUGAUGACACUCUUUCAACUCUCAGUGAAAGAAUCAGACGGCGGGAGAACCACAGCGGUGAUGCUUUCGUCUGCUGCAUCAUUAGCCGUGGUACAGCCGAUCAUCUCUUGGGUACAGACAUGUUUGGCAGAGGUCUACCUAUGGACACUGUCAGACGUCUGUUCACCGCUGAAGAGUGCCCCAUGCUGUCUGGUAAGCCCAAGCUCUUCUUCAUCCAGAGGUACAGCGCUCCAGAGUAUAUGCCCUGCCCCAGGACGGAGCACCGGGAUGAGGAUCUCGAGACAGAUGGCGGCGGUGGACACCCCAUGUGCCAUUCUAUCCCUACGGAUGCAGAUGUGUUCUGGAGUCACUGCUGGACAGACGAAUGUCAGCUGGAGCAAGGACAACAUCGCUCGGUUUACCUGAAGGCCCUGACAGACGCAUUAGAAAGAGCUCAAAGGAGGAAAACUCAUCUGGUUGAUGUUCAUACGCAGGUGAACGGGGCCGUCUUUGAACACAACAGAAGGCAUCCUGAUGAAAACUAUUACAUAGAUGUAAAACAUACUUUAAGGAAGCAUCUUUACUUGGAAUGAAGGAUUUAUCAUCAAAACCUUCAGUAAUGUUUGACACAUUCUAAUAGUGCAUGUCCAUUGAAAGAGAAGAACCAUAUUACUGUAUAAAUACUGACACCUACUGGUUGUGUUUACUCAUCAAAGAUGAAGGAAAAAAUGUUUAAUUGAUAAUUUUAUUGCAUAAUUUAAUUUAAUGUUUUUAAUUUAAUGUUCUUAUGAAAACUCUUUUUUUGUGUGUAUCUACAUAGCUGAAUGGUGUCUUCUCUUCACCACAGACAGCAGCCAACAUAAAUAGCAACAUGUGUCACUGAACGAUACACUGGCUCGUAGCAGAAACAAAUAUUGAAAUAUGUAAGAUUAAAAGAAAAAAAACAUUUUCAAGUAAAGCUCAAUGAAAACAACACACUGUACUCAUUUUAAUAUAUAUUUUUGCAUUAAUGCUUCUUGCCAUAUUAAGAGCAGCUAAAAUUGACUGAAUAAAUUUCAGAGCCGUACUUUUUUCUAUUAUUUUUUUAAACGUAUGUAAUAGCACAAAUAAUUUGCAAUGAGUAAACACUAUAUUUAGUUUGCACUAUCUACUAGAUAUAUAUUUUUCUGUCUGUUGUCACUCAGUGCUUUUAUUAAUACAUUUAAAUAUGUUUUUGUUUUGAUGUAUGCAUUUUCUACAGUUUUUUCCUUUAAAUUCUGAACUGUUUUUGUUUUUUCUUACCACAUAAAUAAACCCAGAAUUAUUAUUAUUAAUAAUUAUGAUUAAUGUUAAUCUAUGUUAGGUAUUAGCUAAAACAAUGUGAACAAUUAUUGGCAGAAUUAUAUUAACUUGAUACAAAACUGGCAAAUGUAAAUAAUAAAAUGUGAACUAAGACAAACUAGAAUUAAGGAAUACUGCAAAUAAUUACAAGAAUAAAUUGAGUUCUCUUUGUUACCAUACUUUGGAAGAGCAGCUUGCAUGUUAAAUGUUUGAAGUGACUUUUUUACUUUCCAUUUACACAUUUUUUUGUUUGAAACAUUCUAAUAAAGGUAUUAAACUCUUGGUAUCA